Megalops cyprinoides (Indo-Pacific tarpon) is the source of this 7772-nucleotide messenger RNA. RefSeq names its product myosin XVB (gene myo15b). Gene Ontology annotation, cellular component: myosin complex; cytoskeleton. The transcript is spliced from 65 exons. The record is from RefSeq and is a predicted model, not a curated record. Gene Ontology annotation, molecular function: protein binding; ATP binding; cytoskeletal motor activity. NCBI's taxonomy places the organism in Eukaryota, Metazoa, Chordata, Actinopteri, Elopiformes, Megalopidae.
GAUGAGGAAGCACGGAUGUCUUCCUUCUAUGAAGAGGAAGCAGACAGAGAGGUGGCACAGCUGAUGGGGGAAGGUGCACUGCCUUUGAUAAGGGAAGUACACUGGGCCCAGGGCCACCCAAUGCGCAGUGACCCCCACGACUGGCUGAGGGCAGAAACCCUGCUGCCCCAUCAGACUGUAGAGAAGCUCAGUAGGUGGUCAGUGCACCAGGAGGCAGAACAGUCCCAAAACAACCAAAAUUACAAUGGCAGGGGGCCAUGGGAGGCAGAGGAUGCUACUCAGAACAUGCUGGAGAGCCGUCUCAGCAAAACUCAGGUACACAUGCCAGGCAGCACCCAAGCAGUGGAAGUGGAUGAGGUGGAGGACCUGUCACAGCUAGAAGAGGUGUGUGAGAGCUCUGUGCUGUUAAACCUGAAGAAGAGAUUCCAUCGGGACUUCAUUUAUACCUACAUUGGGAACAUGUUGCUAUCGGUCAACCCCUUUAAGCCUCUCAGUAUCUACUCAGAGGAGCUGAGCCUGCAGUACCAGGGCAAGGAGCAGCGGCGCAACCCACCUCAUGUUUACGCCAUUGCGGACGCUGCCUUCCUCCAAUCCCAGAACUCAACCCAGGAGCAUUGCAUUGUCAUUAGUGGACAGAGUGGCUCUGGGAAAACAGAAGCUGCCAAGCUGAUUGUACAGUACCUCAGCACCAUGUACCAGGGCAAAAGUGAGGGCCUGCGGCAGCCCAUGGAGGUCCUGCCCAUCCUGGAGAGCUUUGGCAAUGCCAAGACCAUCCUCAACAAUAAUUCCAGUCGUUUUGGCAAAUACUUACACAUCCACAUCCGCCAUGGUGUUGUGGUGGGGACCUCCCUGUCGCAGUACCUCCUUGAGAAAUCGAGAGUCGUCUUUCAGGCUAAUGGAGAGAGAAACUACCAUGUGUUCUAUGAGCUGUUGGCGGGGAUGAACCAAUGGAAUAAGCAAGAUCUUUAUCUGCAGGGAGCAGAGACAUACUACUACCUCAACCAGGGCGGUGCCUGUGAGAUGGAGGGGAAGUGGGACAGCAAGGACUUCCUGCUGCUGGUCAGGUGCAUGGAGGCAAUUGGUCUGCACGCAGAUCAGCUCUCCACCAUAUGGGCAAUUCUGUCAUCUAUCCUUCAACUGGGGAACAUCUGCUUCAGCUCCUAUGAGAGCGAGUCGUUUGAGGUGGCGCGCAUCUUCAGCGAGGCAGAGGCGCGGCGUGUGGGCAGCCUGCUGCAGGUGUCCGCCGAGGCCCUUCAGACAGUCAUCACGCACCGCGUCACGGAGACGACCUAUGACAGAAUCUACUGCCCCCUGUCUGUGGAAAGUGCCAUAGAAUCAAGGGAUGCUAUCGCCAAGGCCCUGUACUCGGUGCUGUUUGAUUGGCUGCUGGACCGCAUUAACGAGUGGCUGAUCCCCACUGAGAUGGACAGCACUGUGGGCAUUGUGGACAUCUACGGUUUUGAGGACCUGGGGGUUAACAGCUUUGAACAGCUCUGCAUUAAUUUUGCAAAUGAACAGCUUCAGCAGUUUGUCAACAAAGCAGUCUUGACCCAGGAGCAGGAAGAGUACAGCGCAGAGCAGAUCCAGUGGUACCCUGUGCCCCUCCAGGACUUCCACUCUUGCGUGGAGCUGAUCUCUGCACGCCCGUACGGCAUCCUCCGCAUCCUGGAUGACCAAACCUGCCUCCCCCAGGCCACUGACCAUACCUUCCUACAGAAGUGCCACUAUCACCAUGGGAGCAGCCCCUACUACACCAAGCCUAAAAUUCCUCUGCCUGUAUUUACAGUGUACCAUUACGCUGGGGCUGUCACCUACCAGGUGCACAAUUUCCUCAAUAAGAACCAUGAUCAAAUCCGCCCAGAGGUACUGGAGCUUUUCGCUCGGAGUCGACUGAAGAUGGUGUCUAGCCUGUUCCUCAAAGUGCAGCAGAGGUACCUGCAGCAGAAGGAGCUGGGGGCCAGGGGGAAAGGCCAUCGGCAGCAGGCCCCCACAGUUGCGGCACACUUUCAGCAGUCACUAACUGAAUUGACAACACGGCUGGAGAGGUGUAAAACUACAUUUGUCCGCUGCUUUAAACCCAACUACAUGAAGUUGCCAGGGAUCUUUGAUGUGGAGUAUAUGAUGUUGCAGCUGAGGCAUGCUGGGAUACUGGAGACUAUUCACAUCAGGAAGGAGGGAUACCCUAUUCGCAUCCCCUUCACCUACUUCAUGGAGAAGUAUGGUGUCCUGCUGCCGCAGCGCCCAGACCACCUGCCAGAGAAGGAUCAGGUCGCCACCCUGCUGAAUACCGUUGCAGGUGCAGAGGAGGGGCAGUAUCAGCUGGGGCGUACAAAGGUGUUCCUGAAGGAGGCGCUAUACCAACGGGUGGAGGAUCGGUGGACCAGCACGCAGACCUGGGCUGCUGUGACUAUCCAGAGGAACAUCCGCGGCUUCAUCUGCCGCCGGAACUUCCGCUUCUUCAAGCAGAAGGCCAUCAUCCUCCAGUCUCACAUCCGUGGCCACCAGGCCAGGAAGUACUACAAGAGGCUGAAGCAGUCUUUCACACAGUUCUGGGCAGCCAUGAUGAUCACCAGAAACACCCUCAAGAGGCAGCGAUGGAGGGUGAGAAUGACAAGUGUUUUGUGUUUGCGUCUGUGCUUUCAGGAACACGCUGAGAGGAACAGAGUGACGACAAAGACAACAGUUCAGACUCGAACUGCAGGAAUGGAUGUGGGAAUGUUGGAGAUUCCAGCAGAGCUGUCUGCCAGGCUGCACAGUGCAGCAGGACAGCGACGGGGCCCAGGUGUCACAGAGGUUGCCCCGCCACAGGUCAAAGCUGAGCACAACCUCUCCCUGCCACCUGACAUCAACCAGUUCCCAUUCUCUAAUUAUGCCAACACAGCCUUGAAGGAUGGAUGGUGCCAAGCACAGGGUUACCCUCUGCAGAGACCCCUCACCCUGCUGAACCCAGAGGAUGCCCACACAGCCUUGGAGAUAUACAAGCUGAUCCUCCGCUUCUCAGGUGAUUCCGAGCUGACAGACUGGCAGGAGCAGAUGGUAGGGAACUACAUUGUGGAGAAGGGACAGGCACGGCCCUCCCUCAGGGACGAGAUCUUGGCCCAGCUGGCCCAUCACACCUGGGGGCGGGAGAGCGAGGAGAUGGCUCUGAGGGGCUGGAUGCUGAUGGCCUGCUGCCUGAGCUCCUUCACGCCCUCCCCAGACCUGGACAAGCCGCUGCUCAAGUAUGUGUCAGACCAGGGCCCUGGAGAAUACCGCUCCCUCUGUCAACACAAGCUGCUCACCUCCCUGCAGCUGCCUGCCCCUGCCUGCAGGCUCCACCCACCCUCACAGCUGGAGUGGACAGCCAAUCAGAGGAGAGGGAAGAUGGUGCUGGAUGUCAACACCUACAAUGAGGAGAAACUAACAGCAGAGGUGGAGUCCUGGACCACCGGGGAGCAGUUGGCCUCCUGGUUACUCAGAUACAGAGGUUUGCAAGAGGCUCCUCGUGGCUGGUCAGUGUCUCUCCUGGCUGGGGAGGGCUGGACUGACCUCGCUGGCUGCGACUUCGUCAUGGACCUGCUGGCUGGGGUGGAGGCAGAUGUCCCAUCGUCACAGUCCUCUGCACCCUCUCAGUACCUCUUCAGUAACAAUGGGGACAUGAUGUUUCCCCCAGACAUGGAUGACUUCAUCCCCCCUGCUCCAUCCAUGCAGGCCCCUGGACUCCCACCCUCUGCAGCGGCUGCCUGGGGCUCCGGUGCCUACACCCCCAUGACAGAAGGCUCCAGGGGUCGACAAAUGGACGCCUACGUAGAUGAUCUGUUUGACCCAGUGCUCGACCAGGGUCCUCCGGACAUGGAGCGGAUGGCCAUGCUGAACAGGCGAAUGAGGGGAGGAGGAGGGAUAGGCCCCAUGCAGCCUGGAGUGUUUCCAGGAGCAGGGGUUCCGAUGACAAUGACAAUGCCAAGUUAUUCUAUGGGAAUGGCUCUUAACCCUGCAAUGCCCAGCUAUCCUGCCAUGCCCAUGAUGUCUGGUAUGAUGCCAGCAGCAUCCUCUAUGCCCAUGAUGCAGACCAUGCCAUCAAUGAUGAUGCCAGCUGCCAUGGCCACACCUGCACCAAUGGUUGAUCCCCAGCAGAUGGCAGCACAGCAGCAAGCCUUCAUCAACCAGCAGGCCCUACUAAUGGCGCAACAGAUGACUCUCCAAGCCAUGACCCUGUCGCAGCAGCAGCAGCAGGAGCUGCAGCAAAGACAGCAACGGCAGCGUCCCCAAGAACAGCCACAGACCUCACCCAGACCAGAGCCUCCAGCACCGGCCCCCAAAUGGACCCCUCCUCCCCCUACUACCGCUCAGAGCACCCCACCUCAGGCGACCCCACCUCAGGCGACCCCACCUCAGGCGACCCAAGAGCCUCAGACCCUGCGCAGCAUCCCACAGCCAGAGAAGGAAGUGGAUUUUUCCAACCAGGAUCAGCUGGAAUCUUUCAGAGAGAAGAGGGAUUUUUUCCAGAGGAUUGGAACACAAAGUGUCAGUGCGAAUCAGGUGAGACCUGCAGCCAAACCCCAGAGGCCACAGCCAACACCCCCCAAACAAGUAGAGAGGAGUGCCCCACCGGAGUCACCCAGAUCUCCCUCACCAGUCAAGAUCGAAGUGAAACCUACUCCAAAGGCCCCUGUGGAAGAGACAGCAAAUUCCGGAAGGACUUCCCCGGCCACUGUCACUCCUCCUAAACCUCAACCCAGCAGCCAGAUCCGAGACAUCAUCAAACAGUAUCAGAACCGCCCUGCCCCAGAACCCAAACCUUUUGAGCCUGUAAGAGUCCCUGCCAGGACAUUUGUGAAGAAAAAUGACCCCAAGGAGGAGGCUCUGGCCAUUCUGAGAGCAAAGGGACCAGUGGCACCCCAGCCGAAACAGUAUGCUCCUCCUGUCCAGCCCAAAAAAAAGACUGCCCCACGGGCCCCUCCCACACCGCCAUCCCAGGCGCCUCGUUCCAUCUCCAACAGCAUGAGGCAGAAGCAGAACUCACUGGCUGACCUCUUUGGCUCCACCCGUUCCAAAGCUCCUCCUCCUGACAUUCCCCCACCCCUUCCUCCCAACAUCCCUGACCCACCUCCGAAUGCAGCCCCAGGAGCUAAUCUCCUCAGCUUACUGGCCAAUGAUGACAACGUGCGCUCACAGCUGCACAAGUUCUCGGCCAGUGUGUACUUUUCUUACGCCAGCAUGCCCGGCAAACUGUUCCUGCGUAAAGAGGUGUUCUACCCUAGAGAGAGGUUUAACCACCCAUAUGUCCUCAAUCUAUUGUGUGAGCAGAUCAUGAGGGACACCUACUCUGACUCAUGCGUGCGGAUCUCCCGUGAGGAACGAAGGAAAAUGAAGGACUUGCUGGCUGGUUUCCGUGUGGGUACCAGUAUCAGCUCAGUGCAGGACGAUGCCAUGAAGAAGAGGAUUGUGAUGGCAGCCCGUGACAACUGGGCCAACUACUUCUCACGUCUCUUCCCUGUGACGGGAGGGAAUGGAGAGGACACUCAGAUACUGGGGGUGUCUCAUCGUGGCAUUCGGCUACUGCGGGUGGUGAAGGCAUCUGGCAUCAACCCUAAGCACCUCAAGGUGCUGCGCAGUUACAGCUAUGCAGAACUGCUGUCAGUACGUGAGAGACGGACAGGGGUGGUGGAGUUCUCCUUGAAGAAUGAGCAGUUGGAGCUACACUCCCCCCGUACCCCCCAAAUCAUCGCUAUGGUACAACUCUUCCUCAAGGAGCUGCUCAAGGACUCUGAUCAUGUGAUAGCACUGAGGAGCUAUGUGACAGAUGACAAGAGCCUUCUCAGCUUCCAGAAGGGUGACAUCAUAAAGCUGCUGCACAUGGAUGGGCUGCAGGCAGGGUGGCAGUUCGGCUCAAUAGGGGGUCGAUCAGGGCUCUUCCCCUCAGAAUACACGCAGCCAGCUGCACCCCCAGACUACUACUGCAGCCACAUCGACCGACGUGAUGAGCGCAGGAAGAGCAGGAGGGUGACAACCACCCCCGUCCCACCAGAGACCAGGGUAGUGAGAGAUCGUCCUCCCAGCAAUAGCCUCACAGAUGAGCCCAGCACCGAGGGGUCAGCGCUGGGAUCGGACAAUGACGGCCAGCUAUACAUCAUGACAGAGUUCGCUGUGAAGUACUUCAGAGAGGCUGCUGCCAGACUGGGUUGGAAAGGUUUGAGUGCAGAGGGAAGGAGCAGCUCAGAGAUGGUCCAGUACACCAAGGUUCCUAUCCAGGAGUCCCUCAUUUUUUACUCUGAUAACGAGCUGAAUGAACUUGCUGCACAGUGCUUCAUGAAUGUGAUGCGUUUCAUGGGAGACCAGCCCUUACAGAAGCAUCAGACGGAGGGAGACUGUGUAAACAGCAUCCUGCAUUUAGGGAAGGAGAAGGAGUUUCUGAGGGAUGAGAUUUACUGCCAGGUCAUCAAACAGACAACCCUCAACCCACACAAGGAGAGCUGUACCCGGGGGUGGCGCUUGCUGAAUCUGGUGACAGGUUUUUUCCCCUGCUCGGGCACCCUUAAGCCCUACGCUUCUCGCCAUCUACACAGCUGCACCCAGGACGCCUCACACCCCUACCAAGAGCUGUCCCGCUCCUGUGAAGAGAAUCUGAUGCGGUCUCUCGCUCACGGCGGCCGCAGACACGUCCCAUCUCGUCUAGAGAUGGAAGCCAUCCUGGCCGGCAGGAGCUCGAGACGCCUCCCUAUCCUACUGCCUGGAGGGGUGGAGUUCCCCUGCAAGAUCCGCAGCUUCAGUGUUGCACUGGACGUGGUGACGGAUCUAUGUGCGGAGAUGGGUGUGCAGAAACCCUCGGAAGUGAAGGAGUUUUCUGUUCAUGCAAACCGUCAGGGUGAGUAAAUGUUGCGCCCCAUCCACCCAGACGAGUACAUCUUUGACUUCCUGCUGGACGACGGCUCCAUCUUCCUCUCCUUCCGCCGGGUGAUCUGGAACCAGCCCAUGCAUUUCGACAAUGACCUCUACAUUGAGUUCCACUACCAGCAGGUACUGGCUGAUUUCCUGGAUGGGAAGUUUUUGCUCCCAAGCAGUGGUUCAGCUGCUUACCAGCAGAUGGCAGACUUUGCUGCUGCUCAGCACCUGGCCCUGGGUCUAAAGGAGGUGCCCUCACAACAAGAGUUGAAGGAGUACCUCCCUCAAUCAGACAAGAGCAGCACAAACCUUCAGCAGCUGCAUUCUGCAUUGCUCAAACAGCUGACCAGCAUGGGGUCCCUCAGUCCUCGUGAUGCCAAAAUCCGCUUCCUUGAAAAUGUCAGCUCCUUGCCUUUCUUUGGCUUCAACGUCUUUCUGGCUCAGAAGGUCAGUCAGCAGGACUGUCCCUCUCCCUGCACUGUUGCUGUUAACCAGGAGGGAAUCUUCUUUGCAAAGCCAAAGACACAGGAGACAGUUUUUUCAAUAUUCCUGGUUGAUGUGCAGUCGCUUCGUACAAUGCGUCCCAAAAAAGAAAAGGUGCCGGCGGUGGAGAUAAAUUAUGGUAACCCAUCCUACCCCAAAAGCAUCAUCAUCCAUCUCAAACAGGCCAAGGCGCUGUGCCACGUUAUUGCAAUGAUCAUGGAUGAGCUGGUGCGACCUCCUGUCAGCAGCUCCAUAUCGAGUAGUCGUUCAGUAACAACACGCUAGUGUUGCCUCUGAGCAGUGUACACCCAGCAACCCAUAGUGGUCCCCCAGUUCAACAAGCAUCCUGGCUGGUGAAAUCAAAUCAAAUAUCUAAUGCUGCUGCUGCUACUGUUGAGAAACACGGACGUUCACUGUCUGCUGCUACU